This is a messenger RNA of Abrus precatorius (Indian licorice), 2929 nucleotides long. Its product is annotated as protein GPR107. Gene Ontology annotation, cellular component: membrane; Golgi apparatus. Gene Ontology annotation, biological process: transport. The transcript has a single exon. The record is from RefSeq and is a predicted model, not a curated record. Lineage: Eukaryota; Viridiplantae; Streptophyta; Magnoliopsida; Fabales; Fabaceae. The coding region runs from base 130 to 1449 and encodes 439 amino acids.
UUUGAAGUUGACUGGUUUGGUAUGUUGUUGAUUUACAUUACAUUGGCGACGCGUUUACGCUACAGAGCUUAUUAACAAGAUCUGAUCGGAUCUGAAGCUGAAAGGGUUAAACGACGGUUGUGAAUUGUGAUGAAGAUGGGGUCUUCAGCUUCCUCCUUCGUCCUCUUCCUCUUCCUCAUAGUCGCUUUGUUGCCAUCGUCGCUCUCAGAGAUCCGCUUCUCGGAGAUCCGAGACGACGAUCGCCCCAUCAUUCCCUUCGACCAGUUCGGAUUCACGCACAAGGGUCGCCUGGAGCUCAAAGUUUCCAAAAUCUCACUCUCAAAUUCUAAUCUUGACCUCUCCAAAGUCGGGUUCUUCCUUUGCACCCUCGAUUCGUGGCUCCAUGUCCUUCAGCAACUCGAAGAUGGUGAGAUUCGCUGCGCCCUUCAGUCCGAUCUCGUCAAGUCCGUUUACACCUUCAAUACUCUCAACGGCCAAGACUCAUUCAACGCUCCCUACAAUGAAACCGACGCCGAUCAGUACAACCUUGUCUUCGCCAAUUGCCAAUGGCAGCAGCUUAAAGUGAGCAUGGACGUGGAGUCUGCCAUGUACAAUCUCGACGGAAAGAGCGGCGUUCGCGAUUACCUCUCCGCCGGCAGAACCAUCCUUCCGAGGGUUUACUUUCUCUUCUCGUUGGUUUAUUUCGCCCUCGCUGCUGUUUGGAUAAGCGUCCUCUACAAGAAGCGAUUGACCACUUUCCGCAUCCACUACUUCAUGCUGGCCGUUCUCAUCCUGAAAGCUUUGAAUCUCUUGUGCGAGGCUGAGGACAAAUCCUACAUCAAGCGCAGCGGAAGCGCCCACGGUUGGGAUAUCCUCUUUUACAUUUUCAGCUUUCUCAAGGGAAUUUCACUCUUCACUCUCAUUGUCUUGAUUGGCACUGGCUGGUCCUUCCUCAAACCCUUCCUUCAGGAUAAGGAAAAGAAGGUUCUCAUGAUUGUUAUCCCUCUUCAAGUCGUUGCCAACAUUGCUCAGGUCGUAAUUGAUGAGAGUGGCCCCUACGGCCAUGACUGGAUUACUUGGAAACAGGUCUUCCUCCUUGUUGAUGUCGUGUGUUGCUGUGCUGUGCUCUUCCCCAUUGUCUGGUCCAUCAAGAACCUCCGUGAGGCCGCCAGGACUGACGGCAAGGCCGCGGUUAAUUUGAUGAAGUUGACUCUCUUCAGGCAUUACUACGUCGUCGUUAUCUGUUACAUUUACUUCACCAGGGUUGUCGUUUAUGCCUUGGAGACUAUAACCUCCUAUCGCUAUUCUUGGACCAGUGUGGUUGCUGCAGAGUUAGCCACGCUUGCUUUCUAUGUCUUUACUGGCUACAAGUUCAAACCUGAGGCUCACAAUCCUUAUUUUGUCAUCGAUGAUGAGGAGGAAGAGGCUGCCGCCGAGGCAUUGAAGCUUGAAGAUGAAUUCGAAUUGUAAUUUCUCUGAAAAUACAAAAUUAAGGUUUUGUCAAUUUAGAUGGUUGAAGAAGUUGGGACAGUGCUCAGCAAUCCUCAGGUUUCAUCUCAACAACCAGUAGAAAUUUUAUGUUACAUUUUGUGGGGGGUAUAGUCAUCAUCAUGCUAUAUUUUCUGUGUUCUGGCCCCGUGCCAGUUCUAUGAAUUAGUGUCAUAAUAUCCUAGACCCUUUGUGUAGUCCUGUGAACCGUAUAUUACUUCUAAGUAUUGAUACUUUGAUACCAUAUCGUGCGAACAUUUUUGUCAUGACUGGUUUUAUUCUACUUAUUUCCCGCUUCAAACAUCUAUUACUGCAAAUUGUGUCGGAAUUUGUCCAACCAUUAGCAGUUUAGCACUAGAACAUAGAAUUCUAAGUUUGUUGGAAACAUUAAUCUAACCAUUACGACUGGAAUUAUGAAUAUGCAUUUCUGGUGGCAAAUGUAGAAAUAUCAUGGAACCUACACUCAUGAGUUCAUUGUAUGUAAGAAUCAAACAAGGUGGAGUCAUUGCACAAAUCUGGUAAUAUAAUGGAAAAUUAAAUCUCUAGUAAACUAGCUUUUACAUUAAGUGUUUUCUGAAAUGAUUUACUGUGCGUAAGCAGCAUCUCUUCGACAGCCCUUUUCCGUCCAAACUUAAAGCCUUGUUCUGAAGUGACAAGGAGUGCAGUGACACUUUUAGUCCGUUGCAGAGAUAGAGGACUGGAGCAACCAGAGAAUGAGAAGUAGAAACCAGAGCCCUUUCACUGCCACUUUUUUUAUUUUUAAUGUCUUUUAACUCUUCUAGGGUCCCUCAUCCCAAACUGUAGCAAGCUUCUGUCUGCUGAUCUCCACUCACAGUUCCACCAGUAAUUUACCACAACCUACCAUUCAGUUUAUUUCAGAAGAGAAUGACAAGCAAGAUUGAAGAGAAGAGACUUAUAAUGUUGGGAGAAUCUACUAUGAGAUUUGACAGGAUUAUGCUUAAGAUUCAUAAUCAGAGAACACCUUCAUUACCUCUCAGUUUCACAGGAUUACCAUUGAUCUAAAUUUCAUCUUCUUUUGUGAUUCUUGUGAGUAAAUGUUUCGACAAGUUUUACAUUAGUUUCUAAAAGCCUAACACAAUCCUCUUCUUUUACCCGAGCUUGGGAUUGGCUAUGAGAUCAUAGGUGAAGGAAAUUAUUAAAAGAGAUCUAAUGAUAAAUAGUAUUUCUAAGGAUUUGGUUUUUGACCAAGUUCAAUGGCGUCAAGUGAUCCAUAUAGCCAACUUCACCUAGUGACAUAAGUUUGGUUGUUGUUUUAAAUCCUAUGAUACUUUUAUUUUCUUUCAUUUAAAGCCUGUUGGAUGUGACUGAAUGGCUUUGGCUGAACAUGAUUAUGUUGCUUUCCUUGUUACCUAAAUAAGUUAUUGUUGGUCUAGUUGAAUUUGUUAUAAUGUCUGUUCUCAUUUUUUAAUAAGUGUUAUGCAAUUUGAGCAAAUUUGGUAGG